CACCACUGGCCGCGGGUAUUCCUUCUAUUUCGAUCCGUCUCCCACCCCAUUGUCUGCAGUUUCAAGAUACCGCGAUUUUUUGAAUUUCUUCACAUCCACCCGUUAGUUGUCGCCGUAUCCAUAUAGCGAAGAAAUCUUUCGACAUAGCACGUAAAUGUGAUUUUGUGAUCGAUUUGAUUUGCUUUCGCGACUUUUUGAUCAGUGCUGUGACAAAUUAGCCAGUUAUUAGCCAAAAUGGAUUUUCAAGAGUCAUCAAAAAUGGAUUUCAACAAGGCGAACAUAAUACUACUCAUCUUAUUCAUACCCGGAAUUUUUUGUGUCCAUGCACCUGUAUCAAAGUCGGGAUUAGAAGUCAGAAAAGAAUAUUUUCAGUACGUUCUGAUAGACGAUUAUGUAAUCAAUCAUAAUCCCUGUAACAGAAAAUGUAACAAAGAAGAUCCACCAAUGAUUUGCAGAUAUCAUUUUAUUCUUGAAUGGUAUGAUAUUCUUAGCAAAGCUUGCUAUAAUUGCCCACACGUACCGUCCGACUGUUUUCGUCAUGAUUGUGUACCAGGAGAUGGAAUUAAAAGAGCCGUACUGGUUGUUAAUAGAAAACUACCGGGACCUGCUAUUCAUGUUUGUCAUGGAGAUCAAGUAGUUGUGGAUGUGGAGAAUGGUCUAGCAAGUGAGAGUACAACAAUUCACUGGCAUGGACAAAAACAGAGGGGUUUCCCAUAUAUGGACGGGGUACCCUUUGUAACGCAGUGUCCCAUACCGCCUCAAACGACAUUCAGGUACCAGUUCAUAGCAGAAGAUCCAGGGACUCAUUUUUGGCAUUCUCAUACAGGAAUGCAAAGAGGCGAUGGAGUUUUUGGAGCUUUCAUAGUUCACGUACCUGAAGAAGAAGAUUUUCACAAGCAACUAUAUGAUUACGAUUUGGAAGAACAUGUCAUUAUAAUCAUGGAUUGGGAUCAUGUGACGGGUAUGCAAAAAUUCACAUCACAUCACCACAAUGAUGGUGACAACAAACCUACGAACCUACUAGUGAAUGGAUUAGGCAGAUAUGCUGCAGAUAAUACUAGCUUUUUGAUGCCAACCGCAAGAUUCAAAGUGAAAAAGGGUUACCGCUAUAGAUUCAGGAUAAUAAAUGCUGGUUUUCUAAAUUGUCCAAUUCAGCUUUCAAUCGAUAAUCAUUCAUUGAAUAUCAUCAGCAGCGAUGGAUACGACUUCAAGAAUAUUACGGGAGAUUCGAUUGUAACAUACGCAGGAGAACGUUUCGAUUUCAUCUUAAAUGCUGACCAGAAAGAGGAUGUGUACUGGAUGAGAUUUGGAGGGCUUAUGGACUGCGAUGAGCGUUUCACCAGUGCUCAUCAGGUGGCAGUUCUGCAAUACGAGAAUCCUUCUAUUACAACAGAUAUGUAUCCUAUAGAUGAACCGUCUUACCCAAAAUCGCGUAGAGAUGGCAAGCAAGUCAAUCCCUUGAAUCAAGGCACAGAAAGUACUAGUUCUUACGUAUCUGCUCCAGAAAUAGAGAGUUUACACGAUUGGGAUGAAAGUCUUAAGGAAAUUCCAGAUUUUGCAUAUUAUAUUUCUUAUGAUUUCUACAGAAAGGAUAACAUCCACUUCCAUAAAGCUCCAUAUUAUGGUUUCAGCAAUAUUACUAAAAACGACAUGCUGCUUCUCACACCACAACUGAAUCACAUAUCAAUGAAAUUUCUUCCUCUUUCUCUGUUAACUCAAAGGAACGAAAUUAAAGAAGAAAGUCUUUGUAAUGAAACAACUGUGAGAGAUAUGAACUGCAGAAAUGACUACUGCGAAUGUCCACAUAUUAUUAAUAUCGGGCUCAAUGAUGUGGUAGAACUUAUAAUAAUAGACAAAGGAUUUGCUUAUGAUGCCAAUCAUCCCUUUCACUUACAUGGACAUGCGUUUAGAGUAGUAGCAAUGGAGAAACUAGGUCCUAAUACAACUGCAGAAGAAGUAUAUCGUUUGGAUAAAGCAGGAAAAAUCAAAAGAAAUUUGAAGAAUCCUCCUUGGAAAGAUACAGUUACAGUUCCAGAUGGAGGAUAUACCAUUUUGAGGUUUCACGCCACCAAUCCAGGUUACUGGUUAUUCCACUGUCACAUAGAAUUUCACGCAGAACUGGGUAUGGCUGUCGUUUUCAAAGUAGGUGAUCACAGUGAUAUGGUUUCGAUUCCUAGAAAUUUCCCAAAAUGUGGAAAUUACUUCAACGCUGAGGAGGAAAUUAGUGAAACCCCAUGUGCGAACGUAGGUCCCAUUCAAAAUAUUUUUGGAAUGAAAUGUAUAACAAGCUCUUCAAAUUGCUUUCAACAGAAUAUACUUUUAUUCUCAUUCUUUCUUGUUCUUCUGCUAUGUAAUAAUGUUCUUAUUCCAACUUUAAUAAAUUGAACAACAUAUUUAUAAGAAUUAACGCUAAGAAGAGUAGAUUGAGCUCCACUAACAUCACAGAGGUUGUUAGGUGGUUACUACUACAUGGCUACAAAUUGAGAGGUACCUUAUUCAGUAGUUUUUCAUUAAUUAUAAUAAAAGAAUUACUUUACUAAGAUGUCUGAGUAUUCUUCCGCAGAACGUUUUUGUGGACUUAUGCCAUACACAAGGUGUUCUAGAAUUUAACAGGUUAUCAUGGCAGAACUCAGAGAAACUACUUUAAGAAAUGUUUUUUCAUGGUUAUAUCUACAGCAACACAUUCCGUUUUUGCAUACCAGAGAUACAAAUCCAUCGGAUUUUUAUGAUAAAAUAUUAUUCAGGGCACACACUAACAUAUAAUUAUAUUCAGAAAUCCAUAUGAAUAGCUGUUUUAAUAUG
Coccinella septempunctata (seven-spotted ladybird) is the source of this 2802-nucleotide messenger RNA. It is a transcript of the gene Mco1, whose product is annotated as laccase-2-like. Gene Ontology annotation, cellular component: plasma membrane. Lineage: Eukaryota; Metazoa; Arthropoda; Insecta; Coleoptera; Coccinellidae. The transcript is spliced from 11 exons. The record is from RefSeq and is a predicted model, not a curated record. Gene Ontology annotation, biological process: iron ion transport. The coding region runs from base 235 to 2385 and encodes 716 amino acids. Gene Ontology annotation, molecular function: copper ion binding; oxidoreductase activity.